AUGUUGCAGCUAUCCAUGCCGUCACAUGAUGAGCUAUGGUCAGCCACCACGACUGAUCAGUGGUCUAUAAUCUACGCAGAGUAUGCCUCCAAGAAAUCCAGGUCACUUCGACAUGAAUUGGACAUUCUUUACCAACAGAAAGAAACACCACCGCAAUCCAACAUCUCGAUAUUCUUCGGUCAGCUGAAGGCAUUGGAAGACAAUGAGGGUAAAGCCAGAAUUGUCGUGUAUCAUGCCGCCAAGCUACUCAGCUGGCUCCGAGAUCAUCCGACCAACAGCCAUCAUGAGCCCAUGGCUCUUCUAACUGGAACACUUGCGCUGUGGAUGUUCACAGCUCUAGGCAAGCAAGACAAGCCCGACUCGUCGUCCAGAUCUCUACUGCAGGCUAGCCCCGCAUCAGAUAGGACUUCUAGGCUGUUUACUCUUAGACUCGACAAAGAGAUCGAAGAUGAGAUGCUCGUGAAAUGGACCUCAGGAGAUCGAGGUAUGAGGCCAUAUAUGGGGGGUGUUGGAUCCCUGAUCGAGCAAGGGUGGUCUUUGAGCAUCGCUAUAGGUAUGGUGGUACGGGCACAGUACAAGAACAACAGACGGGGAAAAUAG
Colletotrichum siamense is the source of this 600-nucleotide messenger RNA. RefSeq lists its product as uncharacterized. The transcript has 5 exons. The record is from RefSeq and is a predicted model, not a curated record. Bases 1 to 600 code for a protein of 199 amino acids. Lineage: Eukaryota; Fungi; Ascomycota; Sordariomycetes; Glomerellales; Glomerellaceae.